AUGCCUUCCCGAUCCGCCAGCCCCUUCCGCUCUACCGAUCUCCAAUCCGGCCUAGAGGUCGAGUCUGAUGACCAAAAACAAAAUCGCCAGCCGAAAAACAAGCCGGACCAUUCUCGCAUCACUACCCGCGGGGCUCCUGCGCGGCACUCGCGCCGCGAGAGAUCAGAGUAUCGGUCGUGGGAUCGGGCCAGUGACAAGUCAUCCGUGGGUAGAACGGGGUCCAAGUAUCGGUCACAAUCACGGCAUUGA
This is a messenger RNA of Penicillium alfredii, 249 nucleotides long. RefSeq lists its product as uncharacterized. The transcript has a single exon. The record is from RefSeq and is a predicted model, not a curated record. The coding region runs from base 1 to 249 and encodes 82 amino acids. NCBI's taxonomy places the organism in Eukaryota, Fungi, Ascomycota, Eurotiomycetes, Eurotiales, Aspergillaceae.